Messenger RNA from Melampsora larici-populina 98AG31, 1338 nucleotides. RefSeq lists its product as uncharacterized. The record is from RefSeq and is a predicted model, not a curated record. The coding region runs from base 1 to 1338 and encodes 445 amino acids. Lineage: Eukaryota; Fungi; Basidiomycota; Pucciniomycetes; Pucciniales; Melampsoraceae. The transcript is spliced from 6 exons.
AUGACUCUUGGCUCAUCGGGUGCCCCACACCCCACAACCGUCACAAUUGUAAGACAUGGCGGUGUGACCAGCUCAACCACAAGCUGGCUCUCAUCAACCUUGGCACCCCACGACCAAUCAAAUCUGUACCCACCAAUUGGGGUCCAUGAGUCUCACCCUAUGGAAUUUCCCUUGAUAAUGGUCCUCCCCCCCCAAAAGGACGGUUUAUGUUUCACUGCGUAUUCUUCGCCCGUGUGCGCAAAACACACUCGCUCCUCCAAGACAGCGACAAUGCCACCCCAGAAUAAGGAGAUAAAUACUCAGACACUCGUUCAAUUAGGAAUCACACCCCAUCAAUUAAAUGAAUUACGUCGCAUGCAAGGUACGACAUCUACAUCUACCAAUCCAACUCCAAAUUACUCUGCCCCUUGUCGAACAGCUCCAGCGUCGGCCUCGAACCCACACCAGUGGGCUCAGUCCUCAAACACUUUGGGGCAGCGCCUACCCAUUGAAUCGGUGGUUAUGCUCCAGCAAAACCGUGCCGAACGCGAUGCAGCCUCCGCCAAACGCCAGACUCCGAACCUCAUCAACACUGCCAAGAUGGCCACCAUCACGUUGUGGGUCAACUCGGAUUAUGUGAAGCCCAUUGCUGCCUUUUUUCAUCAGUGGCCGUUAGUUUACCUUGAACAAAGCAAACUCCUUUCGCAGGCGGUUACUGCAGCGGUGGGUCCACUUUGGGACAGUGCUCUAAGCAUCUGGGACUACUCAUUAAAUACCUGGCUCAACACCAUGGUUAAUUACCCGCACCAAAUCCCAGAAGGCCAACGAUCCAUUAUUGUACGACUCCCCAAUGUCGACGUCCCCCAUUCUUCACUGCCGUCCUUGAAAUUGAAAGUCUUGAGUCAAACACAAACCAACACCAGUAAUCGGUCCAUCCCGACAUUGGAGUUUCUAUCUGAUAUGGAGCUUCCCCCCAUAUGCAACUCCGCUUCCGGUCUGCCACCUCAAGCUCCAAUGGUGACAAACAAAACCAAUGUUUUGUUCCUUUCCGGCGAACCAUGCCAAAAGACCAUCCCAGCUUCGGGUCACCGGCCUUCUACACCUCCUAAUCCUAACAGCCAGUGUUUUGACUUAACUCAGUCCUCCAAUUCGUCUUUGGAGGAUAAUUGUGAUGUACCUGGCCGCACAGAUGCUGGUGCCAUUGUUACCCAAGACCCAAAUGACGUCAUUGUAGCUUCUUCCAAGCUACAAAAGGGAUGGCCAACCAAGGAAGUACUUCUCUCCAGCCUCUUUUCAUGGUAUCACGACGCGAUCGGAGGUGAACCCAGGGAGACAUGGCUGGACCACUUUGGACAUUGA